This is a messenger RNA of Danaus plexippus (monarch butterfly), 2525 nucleotides long. It is a transcript of the gene Ptp36E, whose product is annotated as receptor-type tyrosine-protein phosphatase kappa. The transcript is spliced from 17 exons. The coding region runs from base 393 to 2465 and encodes 690 amino acids. Gene Ontology annotation, molecular function: protein tyrosine phosphatase activity. Gene Ontology annotation, biological process: protein dephosphorylation. Lineage: Eukaryota; Metazoa; Arthropoda; Insecta; Lepidoptera; Nymphalidae. The record is from RefSeq and is a predicted model, not a curated record.
ACGCACCAGUCGCCACCGACCGCUCAUCUUGCGACGUCGUGUCGCUUCAGACGCGAAGCUGCGCUAAAUUUACACGCUAAUUAUUUCCACACCGCACUCCUAACCAUUGACCCACUGACAGUGAAUUGUGUUCUAACGCCGAGUGACUUUAUCAUCUAUAUCCGACCGUCCAAAAUCAUUACCCAUGACUCACGCUACCCCUAUAAUGAUCGCGUUAUGAUAGUUUAUUCAAAAAGGUGUACAUAAUUUUUGAUACGCUUAGUAAUAUAUUUUUGUUUAUGAUAAUUUUUACGGGUGGAAAUUGGCCGCAGACAAAAUAUUAGUUAGCCGGUCGUUAAAAUGUUUUAAUAGCUGUCACAUCCUUUAUAGUCCGGUAGUGAUAUUGUUUAAAAAUGUCGUCGAGAACGGGACCACGCGGCACGUCUGUCUCUACGAGCCAGAGGAAACACAGGUCCAGAUCAACUCCCAGGUAUGACCUGGAAAAGAAGCCAAAGAAGAAGGACUUGAAGACCACUGGCACCACCAGCCUGGUGUCCAUCCCCAACAGCAUCAAACUCACAAUGCUUAACAGCGGUCUUAUAUCAUUUGAGCGAGUGACGUUUAAACCUGAAACUGACGAGAACGGAUCAAUAUCGGAGACUAUCCCUGACCGGCCUGUGGAGCUGAAAAACUUCCCCAAGCUCUGCGAACAGAGGAGGAAAUUCCCUGUGCUAUACAAACUUGAGUUUCAGACAGCCAUAAAGGUGGAGACGCACGCAUGCCGCCACGCCCAAAAAAAAACCAAUUCCCACAAAAACCAGAACCAAAAAGUUACUCCCUACGAUUACAAUAGAGUGGUUCUACAGACAGUCGAUAGAGAACCCGAUUCGGAUUACAUAAACGCUUCCUACAUAGAUAGUAUUUUAAAACCUAACGCAUACAUAGUGACUCAGGGGCCAACAGAGGAGACAGUGGUGUCAUUCUGGCGAAUGAUCUGGCAGGAGAGAGCUGCUGCAAUAGUCAUGUUAACUAAGACAUUCGAUUUUAUAAAAGUGAUGUGCGUACAGUAUUGGCCUCCCAGUAAGGACAAGGACGAAACUUACGGCGAGAUAAGUGUAGGUAUAGUUCAAGAGGAGGAACUAGCGAAUUUCCACAUACGCACUUUCCGAUUGUACAAGAUGGAGAAAGAUGUAGUGGUAGAAGAAAGGUUCAUUCUUCAAUUCCAUUACACGCAAUGGCAUUCCCAUACAUGUCCAUUCAGCAAUGCCUUGCUGGAGUUCAGACGUCGAGUGCGAGCGGUGGUUGGGAGAAGACUCGCUACUAAUAAUGUCACAGGACCUAUGGUUGUCCACUGCAAUGAUGGAGGUGGACGAUCUGGCGUGUACUUAGCUAUUGACGCGAAUUUAGAAUUAGCUGAAGAAGAAGACUGCUUUGAUGUUUUCGGAUAUUUGAAAAAAUUGAGACAAUCAAGAAAAGGCCUUAUAGAGAAUGAAGAGCAAUACAAAUUCGUGUAUGACACGUUAGAGGAGCAUGUAGUCUGUGGCGUAUCUUGGUUUCCUGUCUCGGAACUGUCACAAAGACUGAAACAGAAGUCCCAAAGGGAUCCCGUGACGAAGUUAAAUGAAUAUCAAAAGGAAUAUCAGCAGAUUUGCAAACAAACACCCAGAUUUACCAUCGGGGACUGUGCGGGGGGACACAGAGGGGAUAACAGAGAAAAAAAUAGAGAUGUCCUCGUUGUGCCGCCGGACAACUUUCGUCCAUAUCUAACAUCCUUUCAAGGGAAUAGUUUCACUGAUUACAUUAACGCUGUAUUCGUUGACGGUUACACAAAACCUCGUGAAUACAUUGUGACAGAGUGGCCCUUAAUACGGACGCAAGGAGAAUUUUGGUCUCUAGUGUAUGAUUAUGAAUGUGCCGCUGUUGUAGUACUUUGUGUUCCACCUAAAAACUCUCAACAAUAUCCACCAUUUUGGCCUGAAGGACGCCACUCUAAGAAAUACGGACCUGUCUUUACAAUAGAUCAUGUUUCGCACAACCAUUAUACCAACAUCAAGACGUGGAUAUUCAGAAUUAACAAGAAAAUCGUGUCUCUGACGGAAUUGAUGGCCGGAUUGAAAGCUCCUCCGAAAACAGUACAACUGUUCCAAUUGACGUGUUGGCCGAUGGGCCAUAAAGUGCCUUCGUCCACUAACUCACUAGUUGAACUUAUGAAUAUGGUCGAGCGGUGGCGACAACGUACCGAUUAUGGGCCUGUUUGCGUUGUUUCACCGGAUGGUCGUAGUCGUGCUGGGGUUUAUUGCGCCGCUAACGCCUGCAUAGAACAAGUUAUUCAACAUGGAGAAGUUGACGUAUUUCAGGCUGUGAAAACAGUUCGACGACAUCGACCUCAAUUGGUAGAAAACAUGACUGAAUACAAAUACUGCUACGACUUAGUUCUUCAUUACGUACUACAUUAUUUAAAUAAAGAUAUGAAUGAGAAGAAGUGAGAGUGCGAACUUAAGGACGAACUCUGGUUCAUCGAAUUCGGUCGCGGAGCUGCUCUACCU